AGAAAAUUGAAAAAAGGAAAAACAAACAAGAGUCGAGCCUCAACAAUAACACAAUAUAACAAGAACAAAAUCCGUACUAAAGCAUCUUCGUCUCUUUCAAUUAGGGUUUCUUCAGGCGAAAUUGUGGAUUUAAAUUAAUCGAAUUUAUCUCGUUUCGGGUUUCUUCGAAUUGCCAAUCGAGAGAACGCAUAUGAGAAAAGAGUGAUUCGAUUCGAUUCCUCGAGAUGGAGCAGUUUGUCAACUUCAUCAUUCGACCUCCAAGAGCUGAGUACGACCCUGAACAUGAUCUCUUGGAAAAGGAUUUCAUGAUGAAAGGCAGAUGGUAUCACAGGAAAGAUUUAGAGGUUAAAAACAGCAGAGGAGAUGUUCUCCAGUGUAGUCAUUACAUGCCUGUUGAACUCCCUGAAGGGAAGCCUUUGCCCUGUGUUAUAUAUUGCCAUGGAAACAGUGGAUGUAGAGCGGAUGGUAGUGAAGCCGCAGUUGUGUUGCUUCUUUCAAACAUCACAGUUUUCACCCUUGACUUUUCCGGAUCUGGUCUCUCUGGCGGGGAACAUGUCACCUUGGGCUGGAACGAAAAGGAUGAUCUGAAGGCUGUGGUUGAGUAUUUGCGGCAGGAUGGAAAUGUAUCCCUGAUUGGGUUAUGGGGGCGUUCGAUGGGUGCUGUUACUAGCUUGAUGUAUGGAGCUGAGGAUCCUUCCAUUGCAGGAAUGAUUCUAGACAGCCCCUUCUCCGAUUUGGUUGAUCUGAUGAUGGAACUUGUAGAUACUUAUAAAUUCCCUCUACCAAAGUUCACUGUGAAAUUUGCAAUACAAUUUAUGCGUAGAGCUAUUCAGAAAAAAGCCAAGUUUGAUAUAAUGGAUCUGAACACCAUCAAGGUGGCAAAAUCUAGUUUUGUUCCAGUUUUAUUUGGACAUGCCUUAAAUGAUGACUUUAUCCGCCCUCAUCAUUCAGAUCGUAUAUAUGAAGCCUACGUAGGAGACAAAAAUAUAGUAAAGUUUGAGGGAGACCAUAACUCACCAAGGCCUCAGUUCUUCAUUGAUUCGAUAAAUAUAUUUUUCCAUAACGUCCUUCAACCUCCAGAGGUGGUGGGGCCAACAUUAUAUGACCCAUUGGAUGAUUACUUUGCAAAGGGCGGUUGGAGUAGUAUGCAUGACACAACUAUUCCAGAAUCCUCAAUGCAGAAAAGUUUAGCCUCGAGUAGCAGCAUCUCUGACGCAAUUAAUGAAGUCCGUACAAAAAGACCGAUGAGUCGCACAGAUGUUCCUUCGAAUGUUACAUCUAGCGGUUCUGCAUCAGAAACUAAGGAAAAAGAGAAUCAUGAUGGUCGUGACAGUUCAUCAUCUCCUGAUAUGAUAAGCUUUGAUUUGUUAAACGGCGAUGAAGAUGUAGAAUAUCACUUGGAGGACAUCCCAUCUAAUGCAGAGGAAGAAGAAAGGAUGCUUAUGAGAGCGGUGAUGGAAUCAUUGAAGGACUUGGAAGUGCAAAGUCUUGAGAAUAAAGAAGCUCCAGAGAAGAGAGUUUACGGAAACAAUGCUUUUCGAACCGCACAACAAUCCCUCCUUUCAACUCAAGCGAACCAACCAGAGACUGAUUCUGGUUCCGGGGAUGCAUUACCAUCUUCUUCCGAGUCCAGUGCACCAAGUGAGACGCCUGCUUCUUCUCUACCUGUGUCUGGCUCUUCGAGCGAGAAGGUAAACGAGACAGGUGACAUGUCAGCGGUUGCAAAGCCCACGGUGACAGUUGAACGUAGUAGUAGUAGUAGUAAAUGGGAUUUCAACUUCUUCAAAAACAGCAAAUAAUUCCAGUUAUUGAGUUUGGUUUUGGAACUGGGUGAAGUCAAUGCAAAUGCAUAUAUAUCCAAAAAAAUAGUUGGUUUCUUUUUCAAAGAUUUGUUCAUGAUAGGUUAACAUUCUUUGUCUUUGGUUAUGGUUUUCAUCCAAAUGUUUGUAUUCUUGGGUCUGCACCUUUGUUCAUUCCAAGUAUUUGCUUAAGUUUACUUCAUAUGAUGAUUCAAUUAUAUUUUUGCAUUGUACU
Molecule: messenger RNA, 2034 nt
Organism: Brassica rapa (field mustard)
Lineage: Eukaryota; Viridiplantae; Streptophyta; Magnoliopsida; Brassicales; Brassicaceae
Source: RefSeq, a predicted model, not a curated record